Messenger RNA from Zychaea mexicana, 1699 nucleotides. RefSeq names its product WD40-repeat-containing domain protein. The record is from RefSeq and is a predicted model, not a curated record. Gene Ontology annotation, biological process: maturation of SSU-rRNA from tricistronic rRNA transcript (SSU-rRNA, 5.8S rRNA, LSU-rRNA). Gene Ontology annotation, molecular function: protein binding. Gene Ontology annotation, cellular component: small-subunit processome; nucleolus. Bases 60 to 1382 code for a protein of 440 amino acids. NCBI's taxonomy places the organism in Eukaryota, Fungi, Mucoromycota, Mucoromycetes, Mucorales, Lichtheimiaceae. The transcript is spliced from 5 exons.
GAACUUUUGCCUCUUGGUCAAAACUUUUUUUUCGAACAAAUUCUCUGCUAACAUAAAAUAUGAAAGUUAAAGCGCUUUCACGAUCGUCCAACGAUUAUGUUCGUGAGCGAUCGCAGGAUCUUCACAAAGUACAACGCAAUCUAAAUCCUACGAUCCAUCCUUUUGAACAAGGCCGAGAAUAUGUUCGUGCCCUGAACACCGUUAAACUCGAGCGAAUGUUUGCCAAGCCAUUUGUGGGUGCACUUGGUGGUCAUAUCGAUGGCGUCUAUACCAUGGCGAAACAUCCUACUCGACUAACCAGCAUGAUUUCCGGCAGUGGCGAUGGUGAACUUCGAGUAUGGGAUCUUGCGGACCAAAACACUGUCUGGCGAGCAAAUGCGCACAACGGUAUCGUUCAAGGCGUAUGUGCCGGCAGCGAUUCUCGAUUCCUGUCUUGUUCCACUGACAAGACCGUCAAGAUUUGGGAUACCAGCGCAUCAUCCGAACCUAUCAACACCUAUGUUGGCAAGUACGCAUUCAUGAGCUUGUCGCACCACCGCAAAGAUCCACUUUUCGCAACAGCAGGCAACACAGUAGACGUAUGGGAUGAAUCGCGAUCUGAACCUAUUCACGAAUUUGAAUGGGGCGCCGAUUCGUACCAGAGCGUCAAAUUCAACCAGGUCGAAACAAAUAUUCUAGCCAGCACAGGAACUGAUCGAACAAUUGUUUUGUACGACUUGAGAACCAGCCAGCCUAUUUCCAAGGUUGUCAUGGCAAUGCGCACCAAUGCUAUUGCAUGGAACCCUAUUGAAGCAUACACUUUUGCUGCUGCAAAUGAAGACCACAACACUUAUUUGUUCGAUAUGCGGAAUAUGGAGAGCGCACAUAAUGUUUUCAAGGAUCACGUUUCAGCAGUCAUGGAUGUUGAUUUUGCUCCAACUGGCCAAGAAAUUGUUACGGGUUCAUAUGAUCGAACACUGCGCAUCUACAACACUACCCAAGGCCACAGCAGAGAUGUGUACCACACUAAGCGUAUGCAAAGAAUCUUUUCAGUACAAUUCAGUAUGGAUAGCAAAUUCGUCCUUUCCGGAUCAGACGACGGCAAUAUUCGCUUGUGGAAGUCAAAUGCUUCCGAGAAACUUGGUGUCAAAGACUGGCGAGAGCGUCAUCAUUUGGCAUAUGCUGCUUCGCUCAAGGAACGCUUCAAGCAUAUGGAUGAGAUUCGACAGAUUGAUCGUCAUCGUCCUUUGCCUGGUGAUGUCAAACGAGCCGAUAGACUCAAGAAGCAGUUGUUGGCAUCUGAAAGGAGAAAGGAUGAUAACCGCCGCAAGCAUAGCAAGAAGUACGAUGAGGAAAAACGGAUACCGGAACGAAAGAAGGCCAUUAUUGGCGUUGCAAAGUAGCACAUACAAUCGCAGUAAUAGAAGCAUUUCUCAAAAGUCCAAAACCCAUUAUUCUCUUUUUCUGUUUUCUUUAAUCGCAUGGCAUUAUCAUUACCUUUUUUUCCUUCUUCCUUGUACAAUAAUACACUUUAUCACUCGCGCACAUAUCGUCAUAUUGUUCCUGAAAAAUAUGAAGGCGGGAAACCGUAAUAGGUUUAAAGCUGGUUGCACUAAUGGUGGUUCAUUUAUCGUCGCACAUUACAAUAUAUUUGUGUGUCACGAAGUUAGUAUGGAAGUCAUCUUGACGGAGAAGAAUGUUUAUGCACAUCCAACUCGCU